AACAGGCAUGCUGGAUCUCUAGGUAAAAUGUACCUAGGCUACAAUCAUUCUUCAUUCUCACUGUAUUUUAUCUUUAAAUCGGGCUCGGGGUGAGAGUGUGUGUGUGUGUGUGUGUGUGGAAUCAUUGGAGAGGAACCGCUAGUUACCAAGGAGACUCCUAGAUGAAUCAGAGAGACUGGCUGGUAUCUUCUUUAAUUCACGAGACCAUAACAUUUUAAACGAGAGGAGGAAAUACGAUGCCAAGUCUGAGAGAGACGAGUUUCCCCUCCCACCAUCAGCACCAAGGAUAGCUCCUCUCGCUUGUCUUGCCAUGAGAAGGCGUUAGCAGGCGGAAUCGAGGAACAGAUUACGGCGGAGUGAAGGGGGAUUUCUCCGGGUCGCUGAUUGGUUCGGGGAGAGAACAAAAGACAGGAGACCAUUCAAGGGCAAAGUGGUCCUUAUGGAGCUGGUAGGAGAAACAGCUGAAAAGCCACGUUUCCCACCCAGGAGGGAAGACCAAGGCAGAGAGUCCGGGGAGCCCCAGAGAUGCGUUGGUCUCGUCGUCGUUCUGCACCCUCGGCGCUCCUGCGAAUAAGGACCCUGCCCUUUCUUCGUGCUCUUUCCCACGGCUGGAGAGAGAAUGGCGCUACUGGGUUCCUUUAAAAUCCUGAGGAAAGACCCUCGUCUGUAUUCAGCAUCGGGAGUUCUCGCCAGCCUUUCGGAAGGUGCCGGCCGCCGCUGCUUGAAAUCCUGGCAGUGAAACGCUCCUCUCGGUGCCUGACUCGGACACAGUUUCACCAACUGGCAGGUGAAGUGACAAGUUUGGCAAGGGACAGAGGGACUUGGCUUCACCACAACACCAGCCCCGACAUCCCUUGCCUGCCAGAGGGGGUUCCCAUCAUGUCUACGAAGCGUGUGAAGGGCUCGGGCAGUAGGAGGGAUGUAAACACAGCAGGGUGGUGUUUUAAGAAAUGUGGCAAUAGACUGGGAGCCCCGUCAAACAAAGUUUGGCUGAAAGAAGCUUGGCUUUUAUAGACCUUUUUCAGCAUCAAGAUAGUUUCUCUCUCCCCACCCCACCCCCUUACAAAUGGAUUGGCGUAGCUCCUUUUAAGAACAAUCUUGAACUUUAUUUUAUUUUAUUUUCCCCUCCCUAGCCAUUCUCCCCACCCACCCGCUUUCCCGGUUGAGAAACAAAUUAUUCAAGGAAGCAUCAUCGGAAUGUUGAGAAAAGCACAAAAUCAUUCUAACCGCUAGAACUGAAGGCUCAGGGAAGGAUCCCACAUGGAAAUCGCUUGGUUUCUCAGCAAAGGUGACAACUACAAAAGUAUGUAGAUUGAAGGGAGGAAAAUCACUGUGUGUGUCAGAGUCAAUUGAAAUCUCCAUAUUUGGAACAGCUGGACCACCGUUGCUAAGGUACUACCACCAUCCCUCCAGGACCUCCACAGUAAGGAGAGGCAGCGGAGACCAAUCCUCUAAGAUGUUCAUUUGGACCAGUGGGAGGAGCUCCACGUCGUACAGACACGACGAAAGAAGAAAUAUUUACCAAAAAAUCAGGGAUCAUGAUCUGCUGGACAAAAGGAAAACAGUCACCGCUCUCAAAGCAGGGGAGGACCGGGCCAUACUGCUGGGACUGACUAUGAUGGUCUGUUCGAUUAUGAUGUACUUCCUGCUGGGAAUCACGCUGCUGAGGUCAUACAUGCAAAGUGUUUGGACAGCAGAGACGCAGUGCACGCUCCUCAACAUCUCCAUCACAGAAACCUUCAACUGCUCGUUCAGCUGCGGUCCAGACUGCUUGAAAACCUCUCAGUACCCUUGCUUGCAAGUGUACGUCAACGUAUCGUCUUCGGGGCAAAAGUGCUUGCUUUACCACACAGAAGAGACAAUGAAAAUUAAUGCUGAGUGCUCAUAUAUACCCAAGUGUGGCAAGAACUUUGAAGAGUCUCUGUCCCUCGUGAAUGUCGUCAUGGAGAACUUCAGAAAGUACCAGCACUUCUCCUGUUACUAUGACCCCGAAGGCAUUCAAAAGAAUGUAUUGCUAACCAAACUCUACAGCUCCAACGUGCUGUUCCACUCCCUCUUUUGGCCAACUUGUAUGAUGAUAGGAGGGAUUGCUAUCGUUGCCAUGGUCAAGUUGACCCAGUAUCUGUCCCUCCUCUGUGAAAGGAUCCAAAGGAUCAACAGAUAGAAGCAGCCGGCUCGCUUCCGGGAUGGAUUCACAGCUGAAAUACUGUUGUGGUUUUUUUUCAUUCUUCACCAAAGAACCUUAAGUUUGUAACGUAUACGUCUGUUCUAAGUUCCUUAUAUUUUUUAUGAAGUAGAGCAAUAAUGAAAAAAGGCUGUUCUAUAUGCAAACGUGAUGCUGUUAUUAUGCAGGUGAUGGGAGAAGGAAUCGCCAUUUGCG
This is a messenger RNA of Podarcis muralis (Common wall lizard), 2380 nucleotides long. It is a transcript of the gene KCNMB2, whose product is annotated as potassium calcium-activated channel subfamily M regulatory beta subunit 2. Gene Ontology annotation, biological process: detection of calcium ion; potassium ion transport. The record is from RefSeq and is a predicted model, not a curated record. NCBI's taxonomy places the organism in Eukaryota, Metazoa, Chordata, Lepidosauria, Squamata, Lacertidae. Gene Ontology annotation, molecular function: potassium channel regulator activity; calcium-activated potassium channel activity. Gene Ontology annotation, cellular component: membrane; voltage-gated potassium channel complex.